Molecule: messenger RNA, 1142 nt
Organism: Erinaceus europaeus (western European hedgehog)
Lineage: Eukaryota; Metazoa; Chordata; Mammalia; Eulipotyphla; Erinaceidae
Product: testis-specific H1 histone
Exons: 1
Coding region: 138-1025 (295 amino acids)
Source: RefSeq, a predicted model, not a curated record
GUUUCCAUCUUUCCCGAGGGCCCAACCUCUUGCUGGGCGGCCUUUGUGACGUGGCGGCCUGCGGGGCCUUGGCUCUCCGCUCGGACCCGGGUCGCUGCGGGCCCGGCCUAUGGCCCCGCAGAGGCGGGAGCCGGGCGAUGGCGAUGGCGAUGGCGAUGGCGAUGGCGAUGGCGGAGGCGAUGGCGGAGGCGGGGGCGGCGGAGAGCCGCAGCGAAUGCAAAGGCGCCGAAGCCAAAUGCCAGCCGCCCGCGGAGAGGACCCCGGCCGGGCCGCAGCGGCGGAGGCCGCGCUCGGUGCUGCGAGUGUCCGAGCUGCUGCUCCGCGCCAUCUCCGCGCACAAGGGGCUGACCCUGGCCACGCUCAAGAGGGAGCUGGGCAAUGCGGGCUACCGGGUGCGCCGGCGCUACUGCAGCCGCUCGGGCGAGCCGCGGGCCGACAGUAAGGGCGCCCUCCUCCGGGUCAGCGGCACUGGCGGCGGCGCUGCGGGCUACUUCAGGGUCUGGAAGGUCCCCAAGCCCAAGAAGAAGCCCUGCCGCCGCCGGCCGCAGGAGGGCGCGCGCACGGCCAGGAGGACUUCCCCGGGCUCCCGGGGGGGCGCACGGAAGGGUCCCGGGGGGCGCAAGGCGGCCCGCAAGGCCCGGGAAGUGUGGAGACCCGCCAAGACCAGUGCCAGGACCAAGGCCAGGGCCAGCGCCAGCGCCAGUACCAGGAAGGGCAGGCAGAGAGCCAAGGACCCGGUGCGUCCUAGAACCAGGGGAGGAGGAAGCAGGGCCAAGGCGGACGAGGGGCGAGGGCGGACCACCAAGGACAACAGGUCCCGGGCCAAGCCCAAGAAGCCCAGCAUGAAGGCCAGGGAGGAGAAGAAACACGAGCCGGAGAAGCCGGCUAAAAGGACCAUCCAGAAGCCAGCCUCUGUGAAGAACGACAGUCCUUCUGCCGGGCAGGGCAAGACCCCAGACCCGAGCCCCGCUCGCUCCAAGGCUUCCACAAAGACCACUAAGUCGCAGGGUCCUCGCAGUCAGUGAUGUCCUCCAGGCUCAGAUGCCUUCCCCCCCCCCCCCGCCCCCGAUUAAGGUCUGAUGAGGGAGGGCAGCUCUCACAUGCAUUGAAAUGGAAAGACUAUUUACAAGACCUUGCCACCA